Molecule: messenger RNA, 888 nt
Organism: Paramecium pentaurelia
Lineage: Eukaryota; Ciliophora; Oligohymenophorea; Peniculida; Parameciidae
Source: the annotation of a GenBank genome assembly
AUGUUAAAUAAAGUUCCUUCUCAAAUAUCAUUUGGAAUUGAUUCAAAAGAAUCAUAGAAAUUUGAUGAUAAUCUGUAAAUUAGGACUGGUGAAUUUAAGAUUAGUGGGUUUAAAAUUUAUUUCCAAGAUAACAAAAUUUGCGGAAUGGCAAUUAUUUACUUAAAUAAAGGAAAUGGAAGAAAGAUUAUCUUUACCGACACUUAUUAGAAUCAAAAAUAUACUUCAUUAUAUGAAUUUGAUAUUCCAUCUAGUAUUAAUAUAUUUCAAUAAAUAGAUGAUUAUAUUUAAGUCAUUUUUGGCCAUUAUGAUGAACAAAUAAAUUAACUUGGUAUUAUUACAUAUUAAGGAAAAUAAGACAUUUUUGGAAUAGAUUAAGGAUAAUAAUUUAAUUGCAUGUUUAUGGGUUACACUUUUACAGGUUGUAAUGGUACUUUUACAUCAAGAUCAAUUGAAUCUCUCAGUUUUUAAGUUCAGAAACUUCCCAAGGAUUACAUCUGUUAAAAUGUAACUAAUAAGAAAAUUAUUUAGCUUAGUCCUUUAUUAGAUAUACUUUAUCCAAACCUAGAUAAUAAUCUAAUAUAAAAUACAGAAUUAAUGAAUUCAAAACCAUUAAAUUUAUCAGAUUUAACAAUUCAAAAUAAAUCAGAAAGAUUAGAUUAUUCAUCAAAGAAUCAAGAUUAGUUAUCAAAAUCAGAAGCAAUAACAAUAAAAGAGUAUAAAGGAUUUGACUUUUCUAAAGUUCCUGUUGAGGAGAAACAAAAAUAAUAGGAAAUUAUUUAUAUUCAAAAGACUUAUAAAGAAGGAUUCACACAUCGUGAUAUAAGAGAGAUUAAAAAAGAAGUUGGGAUGGCCAUAGGAAUUUUUAAGCUGAUUACUCAUCAUCAUUGA